AUGGCGCGGGGCCGUCGUGGUCGCCCUGCUUCAGUUCGGUCUCGUGUUUCGAGAGUCAACGCGGACAUUGAAGACCCUGUUGUCCGGCCGUCCAGAACAAGAGAACAUCGAAGUUCAGGCCGCCGUAGUUCUCGUUCACAUGUUGCAGCUUCAAGCGGUUCUGGCCGUAGUUCUUCGCCUUCGCGAAGGAGUGUCCGCGAGCGUUCGCACCGUAGAAGUCGUUCCGCUUCUCGCAGCCCUGAGCCCCCAACUUGGGCGAAGGAAAUCUUAAAGGCUCUGGAGGCGAAAACGGAGGAGGUCAAGGUUGUCAAGGAACAGUUCUACUCACUAAAACGCAAGUCUGCAGAAGAGGAGCCCGAGUUCAAAUAUAAGAGUAACAAGAAACAGUUCAAGUUCAACACUGACGUCAAGGAUAAGUUCAACCAGAUUUUAGAGAGGGCUGAGGCGGAUGACGCGAUCACUAAGAUUGCCAACGAAGGUAUGUCACUCCUUGAUAACAGAAAUAAGCUUAUUUCUAUUGCUGACCGGGAUGGCUGGGACGUGGUAGAAUAUUUUGAGGCGGACCCACUCACUAAAAAUGACGAAGAAGAAAAGAAACUUCGUGUCGCGCGCAAGGAAGCAGAGAGGUCUCGGGAGAAGCGAAAUCGAAAAAAUAGCCUGAGAAGCAAAAUGGGAACUCGUUUUAAGUCUCAGUCUACAUCGUCCAAAAGCCGCCCCAGUGUAAAUUUUGGCCCGUCACAUAGAAUCGUGGAUUUUCGCCCGGAUGUCGGUCAGCUUUUGGUUAAUCCUGUACCGGAGAAAAAAGCUUCUGUUUAUCGCUGCUUUGGUUGCGGCAAAGCAGGCCAUUUCAUCAAGGAUUGUAAAGUUUCCUCUUCCGCUAAAUGACUAGCUGACUCUGAUUUUGACGAGUUUUCGGAGCGCGGCGAGGCUGAACUUGACACGGGCGUUUCCUCAGUAUUUUGGAUUAGAGGCCGCUUGCGCAAGUUUUUGCAUGUUUGGCGUUCUACUGGGGCCUCUUCUUUUGUUUUUAGUGUUAUUGAAAGCGGUUAUAAGUUACCAUUUGUUUCAAUUCCAGUGAAGUAUUUCUUUAGUAAUCAUAAAAGCGCUGUUGGUAAUAGAGCUUUUGUUUGUGAGGCUAUCGAGCAAUUGUUGUUGGCGGGUAGCGCGGUGGAAGUCAAGCGUGACCAAGUUCAUGUUUGCAGUCCCUUAGGUGUAGUUCCUAAAAAGAAUGGCAAACUUCGAUUGAUUCUUGACCUUCGCUUUCUUAACAAGCAUCUAGCCAAGCGUAAGUUUAUGUUCGAAGACCUCCGAGUCGUGGCGGAAAUUCUUCAGCCAGAUGAUUGGUUUUUUACUUUCGAUCUUCGUAAUGGCUACCAUCAUGUUGACAUUUUUCAAGAGCAUUGGAAGUAUUUGGCUUUUUCCUUUACUUUCGAUGGAAAGCCGCGCUAUUUUUUGUUUUGUUCGCUUCCUUUUGGUUUAAGUACGUCUCCUUUCGUUUUCACCAAAUUGUAAAUACCAGUUGUUGCACACUGGCGGUCGCAAGGCAUUAGGAUUUCUGUCUAUUUGGACGACGGUAUCGGCGCUGAUUCAAGUAAAGAUUCGUGCUCCCAGGACGCGCAACUAGUGCGGACCGAUCUUGAUCGCCUUGGCCUGCUAGUGAAUGAGGAAAAGAGCAAUUUUUUACGCGCGCCAAAAAGGGGAGCACUUAGGCUUUAUUUUGGACCUUACCAAGGGAGAAUUUAG
Porites lobata is the source of this 1743-nucleotide messenger RNA. The record is from the annotation of a GenBank genome assembly. NCBI's taxonomy places the organism in Eukaryota, Metazoa, Cnidaria, Anthozoa, Scleractinia, Poritidae.